Molecule: messenger RNA, 908 nt
Organism: Oncorhynchus mykiss (rainbow trout)
Lineage: Eukaryota; Metazoa; Chordata; Actinopteri; Salmoniformes; Salmonidae
Gene: agr1
Product: anterior gradient 1
Cellular component (GO): endoplasmic reticulum
Source: RefSeq, a predicted model, not a curated record
GCUGGGUUGUGUAUCCCUGUUGCAAAUUGUAAUAAAUUGGAUACAUUUUUGAUUGACUUCAGCAACAACUUAUCUCCUUUUGUGAAAUUCCUAUUACAGUGCAUUUGUGUGCUACAAUUCAUUUGCUUUGUUUCGUGUAAUGCCAAUCCCAUACCUGUUUGGUAAGUUCUGUUGUCUAUAAAAAGACCUGAAAAUCAAAACCAAGUUACUGUCAGCUUGGACGUAGGCUCCAGACACUCCUCAUACGCCUGUGCAAUAGAACUUGUGAACGCCAUGUAUCGGUGGUCUCUCUUUGCCUUGCUCUUUGUCACCUGCAUGGAAGUGUCCAUACAGAAGAAAACAAAGAAAGGCCCUCAAACUCUCUCAAGAGGAUGGGGGGAUGACAUUACUUGGGUCCAGACCUAUGAGGAAGCCCUGAUGACAAUGACAGAAAGUAAGAAGCCCCUGAUGGUCAUUCAUCACAUGGAGGAUUGUCCUCAUAGUCAAGCUCUGAAGAAGGCGUUUGCUGCUGAUAAAGCCGUACAGGAACUUGCCCAAGAGGAUUUUGUCAUGCUCAAUUUGAUACAUGAGACUACAGACUCCAAUCUGGCACCAGAUGGCCACUACGUUCCAAGAAUUCUCUUUGUUGAUCCAUCCAUGACUGUGCGUGCUGAGCUUGUUGGGAAGUACAGUAACCACAUGUUCACCUACAAGCCGAGCGACAUCCCGUACUUGGCCGAGAACAUGAAGAAAGCCAAGCGUCUACUGCACACUGAACUGUAACCUCACAGCCUUUUCAAUAAUGUACCCAUAAUCUACUGGGUUCCUCCCUGUUCCAGAGGGGUUCACUGAGUCUUGGACAUUCUUAUGUUUACACAGAAUGUAUACAAUAGAUCAAUCAAUAAAGAUGAAUGACGGUGUGCACUGAA